UUUGUAUUACGUUUUGUAAAAAUUCAGUUCUAAAUGUUUUCCGCGGGAACAGUCAUCUUGUUUGCGCUAAUCACUGCUAUCAAUCAUGUGGUACAGUCAGACGCUAAAGGAAACUGUUCAAAUGAUCGAACAGAAACUGUCAUGGAAAAGCUUUUAAAUUUUGUUAAAGAAAUCAAACAAAUAAGUGCAGGCACUGGCUGUAGAAACCAUAAACCGAUAGCAUUUUAUGCCGUGUUGACAAAAACAUUGACAGUUUCUGGAUCGGCGACUGUGGUAUUUGAUAAGGUAUUCACAAAUACAGGUGAUGCAUACGAUUCUAAAACGGGUAUUUUUCGAGCACCUGUCAAAGGACUUUACUACUUUGACUGUACUUUUAUGUCGAUUGGAACCCCAUUACACAUUAUACUAACGAAAAAUAACAGCAAGCUGACCAAAGGACACAGCGUGAAUAACCGUGAUGCUGGUGCGAUAUCUGGAACCCUAGAGCUUGAGAUGGGAGAUAAAGUCUUUAUACAACAUUACUCGGCUGCUGGAUCAGAAGCUAUCCAUGGUGAAUACACUAGCUUCACUGGGUACCUGAUUUCAACCUCUUGACGAUUUUAAAACCUUUCAAAAUGCAUAUAAUAUUAAAAACAGUAUAUUUACGUACCAAAUUAGUUGUUAUUUUCUUUAGUAAAAUUGGUUACUUUCUUUUGUUUUGCAUAAAGAACUAGACUUCAA
Mytilus californianus (California mussel) is the source of this 720-nucleotide messenger RNA. Its product is annotated as complement C1q-like protein 3. Gene Ontology annotation, molecular function: protein binding. Lineage: Eukaryota; Metazoa; Mollusca; Bivalvia; Mytilida; Mytilidae. The transcript is spliced from 3 exons. The coding region runs from base 34 to 594 and encodes 186 amino acids. The record is from RefSeq and is a predicted model, not a curated record.